Molecule: messenger RNA, 1654 nt
Organism: Venturia canescens
Lineage: Eukaryota; Metazoa; Arthropoda; Insecta; Hymenoptera; Ichneumonidae
Exons: 5
Coding region: 201-1526 (441 amino acids)
Cellular component (GO): extracellular region
Molecular function (GO): chitin binding
Source: RefSeq, a predicted model, not a curated record
UCAAGGACGCGUCACGAGGAGCUUCUUCCUCGCAAUUCUUUCAUACUCCAUCAAUCGAAAACUGUUUACGAAAGAGCGAACAGGAUUACGCGCUGCUUACGGGCUCAGUGUGCUCAACGCUAACGACGAAAAUCCACCCGGACGACUCUUCUUUCAUUUGGCGCGAUCCCACCGGAGUUUUCGUCGCACCCAUCCGCGCCAUGAAAUUCGUUUUUGUGCUACUCGCGGGCUCGAUGCUCCUCGGCAUCGAUGCAGCUGGCAGAGGCAGAAUGAAGUAUCGAAGGCAAAUGCCCUUCCCCGGCCAACCCGAAGUUACCGAAGAGCCCUGGCCUCACGUGGACCUCCAGAAGGUCGAUCGACGUCAAGAUUCCUGGCAAGAGAAAACCGCGACGUCCGGCCUCGAGAACUUGGACGACACCGUUGUCGUCGGCGACCUCCAAGUCCCGGUGCCAGACUCGCCCAAUUCUUCGCGACAAUUUUAUCCGGGAUGGAUCCAACCCUCGGCCGAAGUCCCCAAACCCAUUAGCCCCGUGACCAACCCACCAGCCCAGUCACCCAGUUAUCCGGCUCAACAACCGCCCUAUCAAAAUCCUUCGGAACAACCGAACUACCAAAUUCCACCGAACGGGGCUCAACCUCCCCAGGCGAAUCCAGUCCCACCCCCCGGAUGCCUCGGGCCACGUGGACAGUAUCCGAGCCUCAAUAAUUGUGCCAAUUAUUUGAACUGCUGGGACGACGUCGUUAUCGAACAAACCUGCCCCAACGGACUGCUGUUCAAUGACGUCACCGGCCUCUGCGACUUCGAUUACAACGUCAACUGCGGAAGCAGACCGGGAGCAACGCCCAAGCCCCCUCUGCCAGCAGGUUCAAAACGAUGCCCCGAUUUGAACGGCCGCUACAGAAGCGCCACAAACUGCUCGGAAUUCUACGUGUGCCUUUCCGGCAGCCCGAUCAAGUUCAACUGUCCCCCUGGAUUGGUAUACAAUGACGCCGUGAGUGUUUGCGACUAUCUUUACAACGUGGAUUGCCAAGGAGCAGCAACUCCACCCCCGAUGCCUCUCCCAGCCCCGGAAUCGACUUGGCCAACAGCUUCAGGGGCUGAGAGGCCGACGCAGCCUCAGCAGACUCAAAGACCCCAACCGACGUUCCCGCCAGGUGCGUACCCGGAUAACUCCUGGUUGGGAAGAAGCGGAGAGCCUGACCCGUGGCACCAGAGACCCGUCGGUGCGCAGCUCGAAUUGGACAUGAAACAGGAUGCGGCGAACGGCAACAACUCCGGCGAAGCAGUCGAGAGCGAUCCGACGGUAACGCCGACGAUUCAGAGCCCUUGGGACCUGGUGCAUUCCAUUCCAGAAGAAUUGACGAAAGGCCCUUGCGAGAACGGCAACGUUCAUCGACUCGAUGAAUCCUGCGCCAGCGUCGUCGUCUGCAGGAACAAACGCCCGCAGCUCGUCCAGUGUCCUCAAGGCUUCACGUAUGACAGACCAUCCGAUUCUUGCCGACACUUUAACAUCGCUAAAUGCUAAUCGACGAGAUUCCUUAGUUCACAAACGCUUUGUACUUCCAGCUAAUUCCACUACUCUUAAAUAAGUGUACUAUCUUGUAGCUAAUUAUAAUGAUUUUACUGAUAAUAAAACACCAGCUUUUUGUACAA